This is a messenger RNA of Guyanagaster necrorhizus, 498 nucleotides long. RefSeq lists its product as uncharacterized. Lineage: Eukaryota; Fungi; Basidiomycota; Agaricomycetes; Agaricales; Physalacriaceae. The transcript is spliced from 4 exons. The record is from RefSeq and is a predicted model, not a curated record. Bases 1 to 498 code for a protein of 165 amino acids.
AUGACCUCCGAAACACUUCCUAAGGGACGUUCUUCACGAAGAGGACAUAAGAGCCAGGCAUCUAAACCAUCAUUUUUCCGGUCCCGUUCUGCUACGAUAUUGACGCUACCGAAGGUUGCGGCCUCCUGGUCAGCAGAUGCUCCCGACGCUGUAAACUGUGACACCCUGCGCUAUGUCGGACCGAAAGUAUACAUGGCCAAGGCCAAUGGUGACGCGAGCUCGAGGACCGCGAUAAAGCGUGGCAGUUUAGGGACGCCAAAACCGACUUGGAAAGUGCGUUCAUCGUAUCAGAUAUCGCGUAUGAAACUCGUCCACGGCCGGACAUUGUAUUUGCCCAUGCUGACUGGUAGCGGGAGAUUUCGGUCAGGAGACGUAACCUUCAAUGUCCCUUCUGCUCUUCCAUACUCAUCCGUAAUUUCUUCAGGGUGGAUAUUCGCACUAGUCAUCGGUGCCGAACUCUUUACGCCGUUUGCUGGGAGCAGAAAACGUCACGCGUAA